Messenger RNA from Bicyclus anynana (squinting bush brown), 1897 nucleotides. RefSeq names its product thymus-specific serine protease-like. Gene Ontology annotation, biological process: proteolysis. The transcript has a single exon. Gene Ontology annotation, molecular function: serine-type exopeptidase activity; dipeptidyl-peptidase activity. Lineage: Eukaryota; Metazoa; Arthropoda; Insecta; Lepidoptera; Nymphalidae. The record is from RefSeq and is a predicted model, not a curated record. The coding region runs from base 285 to 1694 and encodes 469 amino acids.
UACUUCAAGAAAUAUUAAUAAUUAUUUUAUACCAGAUUUUAUAGAUGUCACAGCGUUCACACUGAAGACUGAAAAUGAGCCAGCAGACUGAACGACUGACUCUAAUAAUUAGCAUAUUUAAAUAAAUGAAAAAAUGCGCCGUCGUAAUUUUAAUUACUCAAUAAAACUCAGCUAUGCACCCACUUAUUUUGAGUAAUAGUUUUAUGAGUCAGUUUACAUUCAAUAAAUAGUGCAUAAGUCCUAUAAUAAUAAUUUAUUGAUAAUCGGUUUGUGUAACAGUUACUAUGCUGUUUAAAUAUUGUCCAUUGAUUUUCCUAUUUAACCGCUAUGUUGCUGGUGGUAUUGAUAUGUUAUUUUUCAAUCAUGGAUUUAAUUUCCUAAAUGAUGAGCUAAAUUGCACUGCGGUGGAAAAGUUCAAUACGAGUACCCGAUGGAUAAAGCAAAAAAUAGACAAUUUCAAUACUAAAGAUGGAAGAGUAUGGAAAAUGAGAUAUUUCGAGAGAUUGAGUUUCUAUAAACCAAAUGGUCCAAUUUAUUUAUUUUUGGGGGGUGAAGAUGAGGUAUGUCCGCUGUGGGCAGCAAAGGGUAUAAUGUAUGAAUUGGCAAAAGAAACAAAUGGUGCCAUGUACGUCUCUGAACACAGAUACUACGGUAAAAGCAUACCAUUAAAUGGAACUGAUGCUGAAGCAUUCAAAUAUUUAAGUGCUAGGCAAGCCUUAGCAGAUAACGCAAAUUUAUUAAAAACUAUUAAAAGUAAAUCUCAAUAUAAAAAAUCGAAGGUCGUCGUUAUUGGAGGAUCCUAUCCCGGCAACCUUGCCGCGUGGAUGAGGUUGUUAUAUCCCAAUUUAGUCGACGCGGCACUCGCCAGUAGUGCACCAGUUUUAGCGAAAAUGGACUUUUAUGAAUACUUGGAAAAGGUUAAUGACAAUUAUGAACAGUACGGUACAAAGAAUUGUUUAGCAACUAUUAGAAAAAUAUUCAAGAGAUAUGAGAAGCUAAUGCAAAGUCGCGAAGGGAUCGAAGAAUUGAAGAGGGAAGAGAAUAUUUGUGAAAAAUGCGAUAUGACUUUGGCAGAAAAUCAGCACACAUUCUUUAUGUCUAAAGCCUACGUAUUCAAAAAUAAUUCCCAAAACGGUAGAAUAGAACAUAUAAAAAAUCACUGUGAACGUUUACUAAAUUCAUCAAAAACUGAAACUACCGGAGAAAAUUGUACCUGCUAUGGUUUAGAUGCAAUGAAUGGUUUAUCCGUCAACGAUAAAAAUAAUACUUGGAAUUUACCGUGGACUUAUCAAACUUGUAAUGAGUUCGGAUACUUUCAGACAACGUCGUCUUAUGAGCAACCAUUUAAAAAUUAUAUACCUCUUGAAUUUUACAUCAGAAUAUGCCAGAAACUGUUCGGCCCUGAGUUUGAUGAAGAGAGAGUAAACAAAGGAGUAGCUGAAGUUAACAAUUUGUAUGGAGGCUUAAACCCAAAUGUUACUAAUGUUGUUUUUAGUAACGGAGAUCUAGAUCCUUGGAGCACUCUUAGUAUUUUGAAAGAUUUGACACACAAUGCCCCAGCUGUAGUAAUACCUAGAUCAUCCCAUUGUAGGGAUUUGCUAUCGAACGAACCUGAUGAUAUCGAAGAAUUAAGGGAUGCUAGGAAGUAUAUUAAAAAAAUAAUUAAAAAAUGGAUAGGGGUUACUGUUUGGUAAUUAAGUUUCAUUACUUUUUAUUAAAUGUACAGAUGAUAAAAUAUAAUCGUUGUGUCAUUAGUUUUUUCACCUCUAUUCUUAUUCUAUUUUAUACCUGUUAAUAAUGUAGAAACCAUGAUUGUAUACUGAAUACAAAUUAUAAGUAAGUAAAUUAUUUACCGAAACUUGAGUAAAAAUAAUAAUAAUAAAACAAGGUAAAAAUA